This is a messenger RNA of Dipodomys spectabilis (banner-tailed kangaroo rat), 579 nucleotides long. RefSeq names its product tubulin beta-7 chain-like. Lineage: Eukaryota; Metazoa; Chordata; Mammalia; Rodentia; Heteromyidae. Gene Ontology annotation, molecular function: structural constituent of cytoskeleton; GTP binding; GTPase activity. Gene Ontology annotation, biological process: microtubule cytoskeleton organization; neuron migration; mitotic cell cycle. The transcript is spliced from 6 exons. The record is from RefSeq and is a predicted model, not a curated record. Gene Ontology annotation, cellular component: microtubule; cytoplasm.
AUGAGGGAGAUCGUGUACAUACAGGCAGGCCACUGUGGCAGCCAGAUUGGCGCAAAGGGGAUUUUGGGAAAUCUAAGCGAUGAGCACAACAUUGACGGCUCUGGCAACUACUAUGGAGAAAGUAGCGUACAGCUGCAGAGAGUCGAGGUGUAUUACAAUGAGGCAGCUGCCAACAAAUAUGUUCCUCGGGCCAUCAUGGUGGACCUAGAGCCUGGCACCUUAGACUCAGUAAGAUCGGAACCAUAGAGUUUCAGACCAGAAACUUUCAUCAUGUCUUUGUGUCUGAUAGGCCAGAACCGGGCCAACAGCCACUACACAGAGGGAGCCGAGCUGCUGGAAUCAGGCAUGGACGAGACGGAGUUCACUGAGGCUGAGAGCAACAUCAACGACCUGGUGUCCAAGUAUCAGCAGUGGCAUCUUGGCAGGGGGAAUUUGAAGAAGUCUUGUGGAGGAAAAGUCCUAGAACUGACCAGGUCGGAUGACCCCAAAUCUUCUAAGGCUGCUGGGUCAGAACUGAAGGCAAGCAUGGCCAAGGCACUUUCAUCCCUCAGUGGGUUAAGAAUUGAGGGCAAGCUGUGA